Messenger RNA from Lachancea thermotolerans CBS 6340, 990 nucleotides. RefSeq names its product 25S rRNA (uracil2634-N3)-methyltransferase (gene BMT5). The record is from RefSeq and is a predicted model, not a curated record. Gene Ontology annotation, biological process: rRNA base methylation. Gene Ontology annotation, molecular function: rRNA (uridine-N3-)-methyltransferase activity. Gene Ontology annotation, cellular component: cytoplasm. Bases 1 to 990 code for a protein of 329 amino acids. The transcript has a single exon. Lineage: Eukaryota; Fungi; Ascomycota; Saccharomycetes; Saccharomycetales; Saccharomycetaceae.
AUGGCGCGUAAACUCAAAGGAAAAACCACCUCUAAAGGUCUAAAAGGUGCCUUACUAAGGCAUCAAGCUCAAGAACAGCUUAACAAGAAAAUCACGAGCAAGCAAGAACAUGCUGUAAAGAAAAACAGACCAACCAAAGCGGUACUGAACAACCAAAAAAUACAGCGCGAAACUGCCGCGAAGUUCAUACCCUUCGAAAAAGAAUCGACUCUUCUGUUGAUAGGAGAAGGAGAUUUUUCAUUUGCACGUUCUAUUAUUGAAAAUGAAUACAUUUCGCCUGCGAACCUCGUAGUAACCAGCUAUGACAACUCCCCGAAGGAACUUAAUCUGAAGUAUCCUAAAAGCUUUCAACAGAAUUAUGACUUCUUGAUGGAGCAUGGUACCAAGGUUUUCUUCAAAAUUGACGCCACUAAUUUAAUCAAAUCAUUCAAACUGAGCAAGAAAACCACUUGGCAAAAGAUUGUUAGCAGCGAGUUGGCGUCAAAGGGCCUCCAAAACAUUAUGUUCAAUUUUCCACACACGGGGAAAGGGAUCAAAGAUCAAGAUAGAAAUAUACGCGAUCACCAGGAGCUAAUCUUAGCAUUCUUCAGGAGUAGCAAAGAGUUUUUCAAGCAGAUCAACCAAAACCUUUCAAGCGCAAUUCUCGAUAAAUUUGCGCAAGGGUAUACUCUCAAAAGUCAAGAAAAUGGUACCCCCGCAAGUGAUAGCCAAGGAAAAGUGUUGAUAUCUGUGUUCAAUGGCGAGCCAUAUGAUUCAUGGCAAAUCAAAAUUUUGGCAAAGACAUCUGGGUGGAAAGUUGAGCGGUCAAACAAAUUUCAAUGGGAGAAUUAUCCAGAAUACUCUCAUAAGCGUACCAACAGCGAGCAAGAAACCACCAAGCCAGCUGCAGAACGGGAAGCACGAACAUUUAUUUUUGAACUGUACGAUAAAAAAAAGCACGCAAAAAACGGGAAGAAGUCGCAAAACGCUGGGAGUGAUGACGAAAAUUAA